Messenger RNA from Gopherus flavomarginatus (Mexican gopher tortoise), 2436 nucleotides. It is a transcript of the gene BASP1, whose product is annotated as brain abundant membrane attached signal protein 1. The coding region runs from base 824 to 1561 and encodes 245 amino acids. Gene Ontology annotation, cellular component: nucleus; cytoplasm. The transcript has 2 exons. Gene Ontology annotation, molecular function: transcription corepressor activity; transcription cis-regulatory region binding. The record is from RefSeq and is a predicted model, not a curated record. Gene Ontology annotation, biological process: negative regulation of DNA-templated transcription. Lineage: Eukaryota; Metazoa; Chordata; Testudines; Testudinidae.
UACGAUGUCCGUUUCUUCUUCCCUUUCACUAGAUCGCAAGAUAUACUCAUCAACGCGGUAGCUAAUCCUAUCCCGUUACUUGUAUUUACAAACUGUCCUGACCUCUUUUAAGGCGCAGAGGGCGUCAAAGUGCUGCAAAUCAAAAUAUCAGGCGAAUAGGGGGUUUUUUGGGUAGCAAUUUCGUUGACAUGUAGACCCUUAAUCAAAUAAACAGCUGAGUUAAUUGCAAAUAAAGUUGUUCCCCUAAACUCUGUGUUUGGGGAAACACCAAGAUCCAGAAUGCGUGUGGCAUUCAUUUUCCUGUGGGGUAGGGGAUAUGAUGCGAGUGCAGGAUUGCCCUACGGUCUAUGCAAGCUCUGAACAUGGCAAGGACUACGGUGAGGUCAGACCUUACAGAAACUUGCGAUCUCCAGGCUAGUUCGUCAACUGCGGGAGCGAUCGAGUAAAAUCCCCUCCGUUCUCUUGAGACCUGGUCCUGAGCUUGUUAAAGGAAAGCACGGCUGGUUAGAGCUCUCCUCGUCUCCCCGUUAUGCCCCUCGCACCGGGCUUCUCUAAUCUCCUCCAGAAAAGGUGACCCUUGAGGCAGGCAGUCCAGCAUGCAACUGAACGGACCCAUCGCGGCUCCCAACACCACAAUGCAACCUCCUGCUAAGGUUUGCCGAGCUCCGCCUAACUUUAGGAGGCCGCUGAUCUGCGUGUACUCCUGGGAGCUGCCGGCCGGCCGGUCUGCCGCACGAGUGCAGGGUGGAAGGCUCUUUUGCUGAUGUCUCCAGACGCAAAUCCUGUGUUGGAAGUGGCUGGGAGCUGCUGCUGAACUCCAAACAUGGGAGGCAAACUUAGCAAGAAGAAGAAGGGAUACAAUGUGAAUGAUGAAAAAGCUAAAGACAAGGACAAGAAGGCUGAGGGAGCAGCUACUGAGGAAGAGGAGACUCCAAAACAGAAUGAGGAUGCCCAGCAAACCACAGAGACCGCAGAAGUGAAGGAGAACAACAAGGAGGAGAAGGGUGAUAAAGAGUCCCAGGUUGCUGCCAAUAAGACAGAAGACAAAGAAGGGGAAAAAGAAAAAGCCGUGAGCCAGGAAGAAGUCCAGAAAUCUGAACCAGAGAAGCCAGAGGCCAUUGUUGAUGCAAAAGUGGAGCCACAGAAGAACAAUGAACAACUGGCACCUAAGCAAGAGGAACAGACUUCAGCCGCUGCUCCUGCUGCCAGUAGUGAAGCACCUAAAACUUCUGAGCCCAGCAAUGAUGCAAAAGUUUCCCAGCCUUCAGAAGCCACAGCUACUAGUAAAGCAGAUGACAAGAGCAAAGAGGAAGGGGAAGCCAAAAAGACUGAGGCUCCCACAACACCUGCAGCGCAAGAAACUAAAAGUGAUGUGGCCCCAGCUUCAGACUCAAAACCUAGCAGCAGCGAGGCUGCACCUUCUUCCAAGGAGACCCCGGCAGCAACAGAAGCACCUAGUUCUACUCCCAAGGCUUCAGCGCCUGCAGCCCCACCAGAGGAAGCGAAAUCUUCUGAAGUUCCAGCGACUAAUUCGGAUCAAACCAUAGCAGUGCAAGAUUAAAUUGGACAGCCUGUUGAAAUUAACCACUUAAAACAACCUGUGUCUUUUUUUUUUUAAUUUUUUCAGCUAUACUAACUUGUUUCAGAUCUGAAAUAACAAUAUGUAUUGCCCAGGGGGAAAAAAAAGGAUGUCCCAUCAAGUUGGGAGGGAGCAAGGGAGGGGGGGAAGAAUCCAAAUAGUAUUUUUGUGGGGAAAUAUCUAAUAUACUUUCUGCCAGGAUUUAAAAAUAAUAAUGAAAAAUAUGGAUGUCUGAAAGUACAGCACAUCUUUUGUAUCUGAACUGCUGUAAAUGCACUCCACCAAUGUAUCAAAAUAUUUUUUUCGUUUUGUAAUGGGGUUUGGGAGUGAUGCUUUUGAUUCUGCCCGCUAGGCUUGUGCCAAGGCAAUCAGAUCUUUAUGAAAGCAGUAUUUUCUGUGGGUGUUUUUUUUUUUAUUUACAGCCUUUCUUAUUUUGAUAUAUUUUUUAUGCAGUGGAUGAAUGCCAACUUUCAGACAAAACCCACUUAGCUGUCCACAUUUUUCUCAAGGCCAAUCCUCCAAUUCUUCUUCCUCUCCAAAUAUUUUUGGGAGUAAACAGCAUUCUCAUCCUACUUAGCCUACCUAGAUUUUUCAUGAAGAGUUAAUGCAUGUCUGUGGUUGGGUGCACCUGUAGUUCUGUUUAUUGGUCAGUGGAAAUGAAAAAGUCUGCGUUCAUUGCAGUUCCAGUUUCUCUUCCAUUCUGUGUCACAGACACCAACACACCACUCAUUGGAAAAUAAAUGAAAAAUAAAAUGUACAAUGGAUGCAUUGAAAUUAUAUGUAAUUGUAUAAAUGGUGCAACAGUAAUAAAAGUUAAAUAAUUUAAAAAAAAUAAAAGUGUAAAGAUUGAUAGUUUA